UCCAGGCUCUUCAAUCUUCUCUCAAAAUGGCCUCCAAAUCUCUGACUAUCACCUGCUCUCUUCUUCUGGCUCUCAUCUUCUCAGGCAACUCAGCUUGCAAUGCCGCUCGAGUUCUGUUAGAAGAAACUCCAAAGGAGGAAUACCCAUCGCUGCCUAAGCUAGAAUUGCCUCCUUUACCUGAAUUCCCAAAGCUAGAGUUGCCUCCGCUGCCGGAAAUUCCUCACGAGUUACCCAAACCGGAGUUGCCUCCAUUGCCGGAGAUUCCACAUGACUUGCCCAAGCCAGAACUGCCGCACUUGCCGGAAAUCCCUCAUGAGCUCCCCAAGCCAGAGUUGCCACCUUUGCCAGAGAUCCCUCAUGAGCUCCCCAAGCCAGAGUUGCCGCCGUUGCCGGAGAUACCACAUGAAUUGCCCAAGCCGGAGGUUCCGGAGAUACCGCACCAGCAGCCAGAAGAGCCCCACCAUCCUUGAUAUGUGUUCUGUGGGUUUGAACAUUGAAGUUGUUUCCUUUUGAUUCUAUCAUCUGAUCGUAUGUUGCUUUCUGAAUUUUUCUUUUUGAUUUUUGAAUUGUUGGUUGUGUGUUUAUGUACUUGUUAUACGUACAUUUGUGGUCUCUCUGUCGUGCAUUAGUUUGUUGGUGGAUUCCAAAUAAUUUUUUUCUCUA
Dendrobium catenatum is the source of this 663-nucleotide messenger RNA. RefSeq names its product protein PELPK1-like. Lineage: Eukaryota; Viridiplantae; Streptophyta; Magnoliopsida; Asparagales; Orchidaceae. The transcript has a single exon. The record is from RefSeq and is a predicted model, not a curated record. The coding region runs from base 27 to 470 and encodes 147 amino acids.